AUGCACACACUGUUCUUGCGUGGGUUCGUUCUUCGGAUCAUAGACGGUACCACAAAUUUGUCGCGGUUAGAGUUGGCGAAAUAUUAUCAUCCACGCAGCAGUCAGAAUGGGUACCAUCAAAACUGGGUACCAUCAAAACUAAACGUGGCAGAUCUAGCUACUAAAUGGAACAACAGCCCACACACGACAGCUAGCAACUCGUGGUUUAACGGUCCACAUUUUCUGUACGAACCAGAGGAAAACUGGCCCAAGCAACAGAAACCGAACGAGCCAACUGAAGAAGAACUUCGACCUGUCAGUCACAAUUCAAUACAUUUUUCGUCAUGCAUAGCCUUUGGAAACUUCAACCGGUGGACAAAACUACAGCGAGUGGCGGCGUAUGUGCUGCGAUGGAUUGAUAAUCUUCAAAGGUGUAUUAACGGGAAUGAAUUAGAACUCGGUUACCUCACCAGUAGCGAGUUAUGCCGAGCUGAAGAAGCACUACUGAAGACAGCUCAAAACGAAUCAUAUGCAGAUGAGAUUGCUAUUCUCCAAAAAACUCGAGGACCGCCUGAAAGCAAUCACCCUACUGUACACAAAUCCAGUAUAAUCUACAAAAAAUAUCCGUUUGUAGAUGAGUUGGGCAUUCUACGGAGUCGUGGCAGAAUUGGAGCUGCACCAUACGUACCAGCAGAGGCAAAAUUUCCAAUAAUCCUUUCCAAGCAGCAUCAAAUUACAUUUGUUAUCGUUGACUGGUAUCAUCGUCGUUUCCGUCAUGCCAAUCGCGAAACGAUAUUCAAUGAGAUUCGUCAACGUUUUGAGAUAGCUGGACUUCGACGGUUACUGGACAAAGUAGAACGGGCAUGCAUCUUCUGUCGUAUAGCAAAAGCAACGCCAAGACCACCAGUUAUGGCUCCACUUCCCGAGAUGCGACUGACUGCAUUCAUCCAACCAUUUACCUUUACGGGCUUGGAUUACUUCGGUCCAGUUCUUGUGAAGGUGGGCAGAAGUAAUGCUAAACGAUGGAUAGCGCUUUUCACCUGCCUGACAGUUAGAGCGAUACAUCUUGAGGUAGUCUACUCCUUGAGUACCGAGUCAUGCAUUAUGGCAAUACAACGAUUCGUAGCUCGUCGAGGACAACCAAGGGAGUUCUGGUCGGAUAAUGCUACCUGUUUUCAAGGUACAAGCAACGAACUGAAAAUACAUAUUCAAUCUAUUGCUGAAAAAUUUAUCACCUCUCAAUGCAAAUGGAAGUUCAUUCCACCGGCGACACCCCAUAUGGUUGGUGUUAAGAAGUAG
Molecule: messenger RNA, 1278 nt
Organism: Armigeres subalbatus
Lineage: Eukaryota; Metazoa; Arthropoda; Insecta; Diptera; Culicidae
Exons: 1
Coding region: 1-1278 (425 amino acids)
Molecular function (GO): nucleic acid binding
Source: RefSeq, a predicted model, not a curated record